AGUUGCUGUUGUCAUAUGUCCAAACAAAAAUAUUGCAAGUGGCCAUGUAACAUUCAAGAAGAAGCUGUGAUUGGUGGUGGUGUGUCAUUAGUACUAGAAGCAUUGGUUGUAUACAUGUCUGAAAAAGGUCCAAUUCGCACAACAUUUGAAAAAAGAAGAUGGAAUCUGGGAGCAUGGAAACAAUAGCUACUAAUAACCCUCCUGGAGGAUCAAAUGGCUUAGAAGAGCCAAAGAAGAUGACAAGAGAAGACUGGAGGAAGAAGAAAGAAUUGGAAGAACAGAGAAAACUGGGCAAUGCGCCAGCUGAAGUGGAUGAAGAGGGAAAAGACAUCAACCCUCAUAUUCCUCAGUACAUUUCCUCGGUGCCAUGGUAUAUUGAUCCUUCAAAGAGGCCUACACUAAAGCAUCAGAGACCUCAGCCAGAGAAGCAACAAGAGUUUGCAUUACUAGGGGAAUGGUAUAAGCGAGGAGUCAAAGAGGAUACUAUUACAACUAAAUAUCGCAAAGGCGCCUGUGAGAAUUGUGGGGCAUUGACACACAAGAAGAAAGAUUGUCUGGAGAGACCUAGAAAAGUUGGAGCAAAGUUCACUGGAACUAACAUUGCACCAGAUGAACAUGUGCAACCUCAACUGAUGUUUGACUACGAUGGGAAAAGAGAUCGUUGGAAUGGCUACAAUCCAGAAGAACACAUGAAGAUUGUAGAAGAAUAUGCCAAGGUUGAUCUUGCUAAACGUACAUUAAAAGCUCAGAAACUGCAGGAGGAGCUGGCUUCAGGGAAAUUGACAGAGCAAGUGAACUCCCCACGACAUCGAUGGGGAGAGGAAGAACCAAAUUCACAAACGGAAAGAGAUCAUAACAGUGAAGACGAAGAUGAAGAUAAGUAUGCAGAUGACAUUGAUAUGCCCGGACAGAAUUUUGACUCCAAAAGGCGCAUAACAGUCCGAAACCUGCGAAUUCGGGAGGAUAUUGCUAAAUAUUUGCGGAAUCUAGACCCUAAUUCUGCAUACUACGAUCCCAAAACUAGAGCAAUGAGAGAGAAUCCAUAUGCCAACGCAGGAAAGAAUCCAGAUGAAGUCAGUUAUGCAGGGGACAACUUUGUUCGUUACACAGGAGCCACCAUUUCUAUGGCACAAACUCAGUUAUUUGCCUGGGAGGCUUAUGAAAAAGGCUCUGAAGUUCAUCUUCAGGCAGAUCCUACAAAGCUUGAACUCUUGUACAAAUCCUUCAAAGUAAAAAAAGAAGACUUUAAGGAGCAGCAGAAAGAAAGCAUCCUGCAGAAGUAUGGAGGACAAGAACAUCUUGACACCCCACCACCUGAAUUGCUGCUGGCUCAGACAGAAGACUAUGUAGAAUAUUCUAGGCAUGGCACAGUUAUAAAAGGCCAAGAUAAGGCUGUUGCUCGCUCAAAAUAUGAAGAAGAUGUAAUGAUCAACAAUCAUACUUGUAUUUGGGGCUCCUAUUGGAAAGAAGGCAAAUGGGGUUAUAAAUGCUGUUACUCCUUUGUCAAGUAUUCCUAUUGUACAGGAGACACUGGAAAAGAAAUUGCAAAUGCUGAUGAAAUAUUGCCCCAUGAAGUGCAUGAGGAAGAAUAUACAACCAAAACCAAAUCUCUGAUGGAGAUGCACCAAGAAAAACAAAAAGAGGAAAAGAAGAAGAAAAAGAAAAAGCAUAAGAAGAGCACAAGUUCUGAUAGUGAGGGAGAAGACAGAAAGAAACAGGAAAAAUUGAAAAAGGCACUAAAUGCAGAAGAAGCCCGUCUCCUUCACGUGAAAGAAAUCAUGCAGUUAGAUGAGAGGAAGAGGCCAUAUAACAGCAUGUAUGAAAGUCGGGAACCAACAGAGGAGGAAAUGGAGGCUUAUCAAAUGAAGCGGCAACGACCAGAUGAUCCUAUGGCCUCCUUUCUGGGGCAGUAAUUUUGGAGAAGGAAAAUGCAAGCCCCAUAGGACUCAGAUGCAGUGUUACACUUAGUGACCAAGUGGACAAACUGCUGCCAGUUUCCUGUGUAUAGGAGAGUAUGUGUGUAGCAGCUAUCUUUGGCCUGAAAAAAAAAAAAGAUUAUUGAAGGUGUUUAAUUUGUAAAUACUUGAUUGGUCUGUAGGCCUGUGAUGCCAACUAGAUACAGCCAGUUCAUUCAGAGUGUCACUAGAAGUUGUGUUUAAGAAAGAUAGCAAGAGUAUGGUAGCUUCUACUUGGCAACUGUGUGUGAGCACAUAACCUACUUUUAUGUAUAGAUUGUAUUGAGUUAGUGUAAAUGUUUUAAAGCUGCUGAAUGGACAAAGGUUGUUUUUAGCAGAAGUAAGUGGGACACCACUCUGCUGAAGUCUUUCUUCUGGCUAUAAGCUCAGCUGUUUGACAGCUUCUCAUCAGAACUUAUUUUAACAUUCCAAACACCAAUUCUGCAUGUUCUGCUUGUAAGGGAUUAGAAAUUCUUUUACUUAUUCUUCUGCCAAAGCAUCUUAAAAUAGUUUGGAAUGAUACAGUCCGUUCCCAUAGCUAUAUCCUUGUGUGCACAGAACAGCAAAUGAGGAAGAUAAUUCCUAAACUGCCAAUUUCUUCCCACUACUCCUAGCUAAUCUGUAAAGACACACACACGUACGUACGUAUGUACGUACGUACAUACAUACGUACGUCUGCUUGAAAUGUUCAGUGAUAGCUGUGAUAUAAUACCAUUGCCCUGUUUUACUGUGAGUGAGCUAGACUCCAAAGUCAUCUCAUAAAUACUGUACCAUCUUCCUCUUUUGACAUGGCUCAGUUAUGACUACCUUUUCCAUUUGAAAUAUGUUUUUCUAGCACAGUAAAGAGAAGGUACAGUUUCUAAUAUGACAGUCACUUGGUUUUGUGGAAAUCAGAUGCCGAUCUGCUUUUGUUGAAUUUGGGUAAAGAACUACCAACUAAAACGUA
Varanus komodoensis (Komodo dragon) is the source of this 2901-nucleotide messenger RNA. RefSeq names its product SLU7 homolog, splicing factor (gene SLU7). Gene Ontology annotation, molecular function: pre-mRNA 3'-splice site binding. Gene Ontology annotation, biological process: mRNA splicing, via spliceosome. Bases 159 to 1913 code for a protein of 584 amino acids. NCBI's taxonomy places the organism in Eukaryota, Metazoa, Chordata, Lepidosauria, Squamata, Varanidae. Gene Ontology annotation, cellular component: spliceosomal complex. The transcript has 16 exons. The record is from RefSeq and is a predicted model, not a curated record.